Molecule: messenger RNA, 552 nt
Organism: Iphiclides podalirius (scarce swallowtail)
Lineage: Eukaryota; Metazoa; Arthropoda; Insecta; Lepidoptera; Papilionidae
Source: the annotation of a GenBank genome assembly
AUGUACUUAACCUCAGUUAUUAAACAGGUGAAUAAAAAAAUAAUCGCGUCUGUAAACACGAACCUACCGUCAUCCUAUUGGAAACGUUUACGUGAAGAUUAUAAUAACGUUGCUGGUGUCGUACGCUCGUUUGACGAAGUUUUCAACUGCCUAAUAUUUUCUUCUUUUGCUAAUAACUUAUUCUUCGUAUGUUUUCACAUUUAUUACCUGCUAUCUCGUGAAACAUGUAACCACGUGGUCGGGUACGAGAACACCGUUUACUAUGUAUCUUCGUUGUUGUUCACUCUCAUGCGUCUCCUCUUGGUUGCUCUGUCCGCGGCCGAAGUCAACACCGUCUCGCUCGCCGCCGCACCAUAUUUGUACAAUGUGCCAUCGACGGUCUUCUGUUCGGAGGUCGAGAGGUUCAUUCAUCAAAUGCAAGGUGAUGUGGUGGCCCUGAGUGGGCUUAAGUUUUUCUAUGUGACCCGAGAGUUCGUUUUGUCUAUCAUAGGCACAAUUAUUACGUAUGAACUAGUGUUGCUCCAACUGAAUGGCGACUUCAUUGGAAAGUUU